Molecule: messenger RNA, 462 nt
Organism: Auxenochlorella protothecoides
Lineage: Eukaryota; Viridiplantae; Chlorophyta; Trebouxiophyceae; Chlorellales; Chlorellaceae
Product: 40S ribosomal protein S18
Exons: 3
Coding region: 1-462 (153 amino acids)
Biological process (GO): translation
Cellular component (GO): small ribosomal subunit; ribosome; cytosol
Molecular function (GO): RNA binding; structural constituent of ribosome
Source: RefSeq, a predicted model, not a curated record
AUGGGGUCAUUGCUGGCGACCGAGGACUUCACGCACAUCCUGCGUGUGCUGAACACCAACGUCGACGGCAAGCAGAAAAUCCAGUAUGCCCUGACCGCCAUCCGCGGAAUCGGCCGCCGCUACUCCAACAUCUGCUGCAAGAAGGCCGAGGUCGACCUGACCCGCCGCGCCGGCGAGCUCUCGCCCGAGGAGCUGGAGUCCAUCAUGACCAUCGUGGCCAACCCCCGCGCCUACAAGAUUCCCGACUGGUUUCUGAACAGGCAGAAGGACGUCAAGGACGGCAAGUACUUCCAGAUGACCUCCUCCAUGCUGGACACCAAGCUGCGUGACGAUCUGGAGCGCCUGAAGAAGAUCAGGAACCACCGUGGGCUGCGCGCCUACUGGGGCUUGACGGUGCGCGGGCAGCACACCAAGACCACUGGUCGCCGCGGCAAGACCGUCGGCGUGGCCAAGAAGCGCUGA